UGGAUGUUGGCGGCAACCGGGCAGGGGAAAGGCUCUGAGAACGUUGGUGGCGACGCGGUCGGGCGCUCAUUGAGGGAGGCGGCGCGGUCGGGUUCUUUCUUGUGAUGGGCGGAUGGAGUCGCACUGAUUAUCCGGGAAGCCAUUGCGGAGGGUGGUGUGGCAGACCCGGGCCUACUGGUGCAAGCGGUGGCAGCCGCCCCCGAACACAAGGAGACCCCCCGCAGCUCCCGUAAGGUGGAGUGGACAGAGAGAAAACAUUGGAGGGGAGAGGAAAAAGUAUUCAGUGAAGAAUGAAAAGAAAGAGUGAAGAUAGUCCAAGUCCCAAGAGACAGCGCCUUUCUCAUUCAGUCUUUGACUACGCAGCAGCAUCACCAGCCCCAUCACCACCAAUGCGACCAUGGGAGAUGACAUCAAAUAGGCAGCCUCCUUCAGCUCGACCAAGCCAACAUCACUUCUCAGGGGAACGAUGCAACACACCUGCGCGCAACAGAAGGAGCCCUCCUGUUAGACGCCAGAGAGCAAGAAGAGAUCGACUGUCUCGACAUAAUUCCAUUAGUCAAGAUGAAAACUACCAUCUUCCUUAUGGACAGCAACAAGCAAUAGAAGAACCACGAGCCUUUCACCCACCAAAUGUGUCUCCCCGUAUGUUGCACCCAGCUGCUCAUCCACCACAGCAGAAUGCAGUCAUGGUUGACAUCCAUGAACAGAUUCACCAGGGCACAGUCCCUGUUUCAUAUACAGUGACCACAGUAGCACCACAUGGGAUCCCACUUUGCACAGGUCAGCACAUACCAGCUUGCAACACGCAGCAGGUCCCAGGGUGUUCUGUGGUUUUCAGUGGGCAGCACCUCCCUGUCUGCAGUGUGCCUCCUCCAAUGCUUCAAGCAUGUUCCGUUCAACAUUUGCCGGUUCCAUAUGCAGCUUUCCCACCCCUUAUUUCUAGUGAUCCAUUUCUCUUACAUCCUCCACACCUCUCCCCACACCAUGCUCCACAUUUGCCACCUCCAGGCCAGUUUGUUCCUUUUCAAACACAGCAAUCACGAUCGCCUCUCCAAAGGAUAGAAAAUGAAGUAGAGUUACUUGGAGAUCAUCUUCCUGUAGGAGGUUUUACCACCUAUCCACCUUCUGCCCAUCCACCAACAUUGCCUCCCUCAGCUCCUCUUCAGUUCCUAGCGCAUGACCCUUUACAUCAAGAGAUGUCAUUUGGAGUACCUUAUCCACCUUUCAUGCCUCGAAGACUCACAGGCCGCAGUCGAUACCGAUCUCAACAACCAAUUCCACCUCCCCCUUACCAUCCCAGCCUAUUGCCAUAUGUGCUAUCAAUGCUUCCUGUGCCACCUGCCGUUGGGCCAGCCUUCAGUUUUGAGCUGGAUGUAGAAGAUGGUGAAGUGGAAAACUAUGAGGCACUGCUGAACUUGGCAGAAAGACUGGGUGAGGCCAAACCAAGGGGAUUGACAAAAGCAGAUAUUGAACAACUUCCAUCUUACAGAUUCAACCCAAAUAACCAUCAGUCAGAACAGACUUUGUGUGUAGUAUGCAUGUGUGACUUUGAGUCAAGGCAACUGCUUAGAGUUUUACCAUGUAACCAUGAGUUCCAUGCCAAGUGUGUCGACAAAUGGCUUAAGGCAAAUCGUACCUGCCCUAUCUGCAGAGCUGAUGCUUCAGAAGUGCAUCGUGAUUCAGAAUGACCAGUCUAAGAGCACAAUUCUACUUUGGGUGUUCCUAGUCACAUGUGUGUAUAUAUAUAUAUGAACUCUCCAUUGAACUUAACCCGUGUGGCUUCCAGCCUUCCCUUUACACAAAAGGGUCAACGGACCUUUCUUUGCACUGUGUGAUUUAAUCAACUAUAAAGCUUAUAAUUAGUCUUCACAAUUAUGGGAUUGUUAUACUAACUGUGUGAUUGGAACUCCAAAGAUUUUUUUUUUUU
Molecule: messenger RNA, 1927 nt
Organism: Python bivittatus (Burmese python)
Lineage: Eukaryota; Metazoa; Chordata; Lepidosauria; Squamata; Pythonidae
Gene: RNF38
Product: ring finger protein 38
Biological process (GO): protein ubiquitination
Molecular function (GO): ubiquitin protein ligase activity
Source: RefSeq, a predicted model, not a curated record